Messenger RNA from Argiope bruennichi, 5949 nucleotides. RefSeq names its product neurogenic locus notch homolog protein 1-like. Gene Ontology annotation, molecular function: calcium ion binding. Bases 103 to 5949 code for a protein of 1948 amino acids. Lineage: Eukaryota; Metazoa; Arthropoda; Arachnida; Araneae; Araneidae. The transcript is spliced from 56 exons. The record is from RefSeq and is a predicted model, not a curated record.
UUUUAUUCCCCAGAAGAAGGUUGUAGCUCAAAGAGAAUUGACAAGAAUCGAGUUGAUCCAAAAAUUUCUCAGAAGUGGCGAGGACAAAAAGAGAAAAAGAAAAUGCGGUGGGUGGGGAAAGUGACAGUAGUGCUGUUACUUUUUCUAAAUGUUUUUCUGCUGUUUACUCAUGGUGAAAGUGUAUUAAGGCCUAAGGAUUUGCACGGAACGAGAAAUCUCGUGUCACAAGCGGACGAAGACGUAAAAUCCUGUACUAAACAUAGUGACUGCGAUUAUCCUCUUGAAUGUCCAACCGAUGGGGUUACAGCUGGAAAAUGUGUUUUAAAGUCCUGUACUAAACCUAGUGACUGCGAUUAUCCUCUUGAAUGUCCAACCGAUGGGGUUACAGCUGGAAAAUGUGUUUUAAAAUCCUGUACUAAACCUAGUGACUGCGAUUAUCCUCUUGAAUGUCCAACCGAUGGGGUUACAGCUGGAAAAUGUGUUUUAAAAUCCUGUACUAAACCUAGUGACUGCGAUUAUCCUCUUGAAUGUCCAACCGAUGGGGUUACAGCUGGAAAAUGUGUUUUAAAAUCCUGUACUAAACCUAGUGACUGCGAUUAUCCUCUUGAAUGUCCAACCGAUGGGGUUACAGCUGGAAAAUGUGUUUUAAAAUCCUGUACUAAACUUAGUGACUGCGAUUAUCCUCUUGAAUGUCAGACCGAUGGGGUUAUAGCUCGAAAAUGUGUUUUAAAAUCCUGUACUAAACCUAGUGACUGCGAUUAUCCUCUUGAAUGUCCAACCGAUGGGGUUACAUCUGGAAAAUGUAUUUUAAAAUCCUGUAAGAAUCCUAGUGACUGCGAUUAUCCUCUUCAGUGUGGAACCGACGGAGCGACAGCUGGAAAAUGCGUCCUAAAAUCCUGUACAAAGCCUGAAGAUUGCGAGCAUCCAUUGAAGUGUGACAAUUCUAGCGGUAUGCCUGGAAAAUGCGUUCAUCUGUGCACUAAUAAUCCAUGCAUCAACGGAGGCACUUGUGUUAUGGACAAAAAAUCGUUCAAAUGUAUCUGCCCUGAUCCAUUUUCUGGAGAUACUUGUGAGAAAGAUCCGUGCACUGAAAAGCCAUGCAAAAACGGAGGCAGUUGUCAGAUAGACAAAAAUUCUUUUAAAUGUAUGUGUCCUACACCAUUUUCUGGAGAUACUUGUGAGAAAGAUCCGUGCACUGAAAAGCCAUGCAAAAACGGAGGCAGUUGUCAGAUAGACAAAAAUUCUUUUAUAUGUAUGUGUCCUACACCAUUUUCUGGAGAUACUUGUGAGAAAGAUCCGUGCACUGAAAAGCCAUGCAAAAACGGAGGCAGUUGUCAGAUAGACAAAAAUUCUUUUAAAUGUAUGUGUCCUACACCAUUUUCUGGAGAUACUUGUGAGAAAGAUCCGUGCACUGAAAAGCCAUGCAAAAACGGAGGCAGUUGUCAGAUAGACAAAAAUUCUUUUAAAUGUAUGUGUCCUACACCAUUUUCUGGAGAUACUUGUGAGAAAGAUCCGUGCACUGAAAAGCCAUGCAAAAACGGAGGCAGUUGUCAGAUAGACAAAAAUUCUUUUAAAUGUAUGUGUCCUACACCAUUUUCUGGAGAUACUUGUGAGAAAGAUCCGUGCACUGAAAAGCCAUGCAAAAACGGAGGCAGUUGUCAGAUAGACAAAAAUUCUUUUAUAUGUAUGUGUCCUACACCAUUUUCUGGAGAUACUUGUGAGAAAGAUCCGUGCACUGAAAAGCCAUGCAAAAACGGAGGCAGUUGUCAGAUAGACAAAAAUUCUUUUAUAUGUAUGUGUCCUACACCAUUUUCUGGAGAUACUUGUGAGAAAGAUCCGUGCACUGAAAAGCCAUGCAAAAACGGAGGCAGUUGUCAGAUAGACAAAAAUUCUUUUAAAUGUAUGUGUCCUACACCAUUUUCUGGAGAUACUUGUGAGAAAGAUCCGUGCACUGAAAAGCCAUGCAAAAACGGAGGCAGUUGUCAGAUAGACAAAAAUUCUUUUAAAUGUAUGUGCCCGACACCAUUUUCUGGAGAUACUUGUGAGAAAGAUCCGUGCACUGAAAAGCCAUGCAAAAACGGAGGCAGUUGUCAGAUAGACAAAAAUUCUUUUAAAUGUAUGUGCCCGACACCAUUUUCUGGAGAUACUUGUGAGAAAGAUCCGUGCACUGAAAAGCCAUGCAAAAACGGAGGCAGUUGUCAGAUAGACAAAAAUUCUUUUAAAUGUAUGUGUCCUACACCAUUUUCUGGAGAUACUUGUGAGAAAGAUCCGUGCACUGAAAAGCCAUGCAAAAACGGAGGCAGUUGUCAGAUAGACAAAAAUUCUUUUAAAUGUAUGUGCCCGACACCAUUUUCUGGAGAUACUUGUGAGAAAGAUCCGUGCACUGAAAAGCCAUGCAAAAACGGAGGCAGUUGUCAGAUAGACAAAAAUUCUUUUAAAUGUAUGUGCCCGACACCAUUUUCUGGAGAUACUUGUGAGAAAGAUCCGUGCACUGAAAAGCCAUGCAAAAACGGAGGCAGUUGUCAGAUAGACAAAAAUUCUUUUAAAUGUAUGUGUCCUACACCAUUUUCUGGAGAUACUUGUGAGAAAGAUCCGUGCACUGAAAAGCCAUGCAAAAACGGAGGCAGUUGUCAGAUAGACAAAAAUUCUUUUAAAUGUAUGUGCCCGACACCAUUUUCUGGAGAUACUUGUGAGAAAGAUCCGUGCACUGAAAAGCCAUGCAAAAACGGAGGCAGUUGUCAGAUAGACAAAAAUUCUUUUAAAUGUAUGUGCCCGACACCAUUUUCUGGAGAUACUUGUGAGAAAGAUCCGUGCACUGAAAAGCCAUGCAAAAACGGAGGCAGUUGUCAGAUAGACAAAAAUUCUUUUAAAUGUAUGUGUCCUACACCAUUUUCUGGAGAUACUUGUGAGAAAGAUCCGUGCACUGAAAAGCCAUGCAAAAACGGAGGCAGUUGUCAGAUAGACAAAAAUUCUUUUAAAUGUAUGUGCCCGACACCAUUUUCUGGAGAUACUUGUGAGAAAGAUCCGUGCACUGAAAAGCCAUGCAAAAACGGAGGCAGUUGUCAGAUAGACAAAAAUUCUUUUAAAUGUAUGUGUCCUACACCAUUUUCUGGAGAUACUUGUGAGAAAGAUCCGUGCACUGAAAAGCCAUGCAAAAACGGAGGCAGUUGUCAGAUAGACAAAAAUUCUUUUAAAUGUAUGUGUCCUACACCAUUUUCUGGAGAUACUUGUGAGAAAGAUCCGUGCACUGAAAAGCCAUGCAAAAACGGAGGCAGUUGUCAGAUAGACAAAAAUUCUUUUAAAUGUAUGUGUCCUACACCAUUUUCUGGAGAUACUUGUGAGAAAGAUCCGUGCACUGAAAAGCCAUGCAAAAACGGAGGCAGUUGUCAGAUAGACAAAAAUUCUUUUAAAUGUAUGUGUCCUACACCAUUUUCUGGAGAUACUUGUGAGAAAGAUCCGUGCACUGAAAAGCCAUGCAAAAACGGAGGCAGUUGUCAGAUAGACAAAAAUUCUUUUAAAUGUAUGUGCCCGACACCAUUUUCUGGAGAUACUUGUGAGAAAGAUCCGUGCACUGAAAAGCCAUGCAAAAACGGAGGCAGUUGUCAGAUAGACAAAAAUUCUUUUAAAUGUAUGUGCCCGACACCAUUUUCUGGAGAUACUUGUGAGAAAGAUCCGUGCACUGAAAAGCCAUGCAAAAACGGAGGCAGUUGUCAGAUAGACAAAAAUUCUUUUAAAUGUAUGUGUCCUACACCAUUUUCUGGAGAUACUUGUGAGAAAGAUCCGUGCACUGAAAAGCCAUGCAAAAACGGAGGCAGUUGUCAGAUAGACAAAAAUUCUUUUAAAUGUAUGUGUCCUACACCAUUUUCUGGAGAUACUUGUGAGAAAGAUCCGUGCACUGAAAAGCCAUGCAAAAACGGAGGCAGUUGUCAGAUAGACAAAAAUUCUUUUAUAUGUAUGUGUCCUACACCAUUUUCUGGAGAUACUUGUGAGAAAGAUCCGUGCACUGAAAAGCCAUGCAAAAACGGAGGCAGUUGUCAGAUAGACAAAAAUUCUUUUAUAUGUAUGUGUCCUACACCAUUUUCUGGAGAUACUUGUGAGAAAGAUCCGUGCACUGAAAAGCCAUGCAAAAACGGAGGCAGUUGUCAGAUAGACAAAAAUUCUUUUAAAUGUAUGUGUCCUACACCAUUUUCUGGAGAUACUUGUGAGAAAGAUCCGUGCACUGAAAAGCCAUGCAAAAACGGAGGCAGUUGUCAGAUAGACAAAAAUUCUUUUAAAUGUAUGUGCCCGACACCAUUUUCUGGAGAUACUUGUGAGAAAGAUCCGUGCACUGAAAAGCCAUGCAAAAACGGAGGCAGUUGUCAGAUAGACAAAAAUUCUUUUAAAUGUAUGUGCCCGACACCAUUUUCUGGAGAUACUUGUGAGAAAGAUCCGUGCACUGAAAAGCCAUGCAAAAACGGAGGCAGUUGUCAGAUAGACAAAAAUUCUUUUAUAUGUAUGUGUCCUACACCAUUUUCUGGAGAUACUUGUGAGAAAGAUCCGUGCACUGAAAAGCCAUGCAAAAACGGAGGCAGUUGUCAGAUAGACAAAAAUUCUUUUAUAUGUAUGUGUCCUACACCAUUUUCUGGAGAUACUUGUGAGAAAGAUCCGUGCACUGAAAAGCCAUGCAAAAACGGAGGCAGUUGUCAGAUAGACAAAAAUUCUUUUAAAUGUAUGUGUCCUACACCAUUUUCUGGAGAUACUUGUGAGAAAGAUCCGUGCACUGAAAAGCCAUGCAAAAACGGAGGCAGUUGUCAGAUAGACAAAAAUUCUUUUAAAUGUAUGUGCCCGACACCAUUUUCUGGAGAUACUUGUGAGAAAGAUCCGUGCACUGAAAAGCCAUGCAAAAACGGAGGCAGUUGUCAGAUAGACAAAAAUUCUUUUAAAUGUAUGUGCCCGACACCAUUUUCUGGAGAUACUUGUGAGAAAGAUCCGUGCACUGAAAAGCCAUGCAAAAACGGAGGCAGUUGUCAGAUAGACAAAAAUUCUUUUAAAUGUAUGUGUCCUACACCAUUUUCUGGAGAUACUUGUGAGAAAGAUCCGUGCACUGAAAAGCCAUGCAAAAACGGAGGCAGUUGUCAGAUAGACAAAAAUUCUUUUAAAUGUAUGUGCCCGACACCAUUUUCUGGAGAUACUUGUGAGAAAGAUCCGUGCACUGAAAAGCCAUGCAAAAACGGAGGCAGUUGUCAGAUAGACAAAAAUUCUUUUAAAUGUAUGUGUCCUACACCAUUUUCUGGAGAUACUUGUGAGAAAGAUCCGUGCACUGAAAAGCCAUGCAAAAACGGAGGCAGUUGUCAGAUAGACAAAAAUUCUUUUAAAUGUAUGUGCCCGACACCAUUUUCUGGAGAUACUUGUGAGAAAGAUCCGUGCACUGAAAAGCCAUGCAAAAACGGAGGCAGUUGUCAGAUAGACAAAAAUUCUUUUAAAUGUAUGUGCCCGACACCAUUUUCUGGAGAUACUUGUGAGAAAGAUCCGUGCACUGAAAAGCCAUGCAAAAACGGAGGCAGUUGUCAGAUAGACAAAAAUUCUUUUAAAUGUAUGUGUCCUACACCAUUUUCUGGAGAUACUUGUGAGAAAGAUCCGUGCACUGAAAAGCCAUGCAAAAACGGAGGCAGUUGUCAGAUAGACAAAAAUUCUUUUAAAUGUAUGUGCCCGACACCAUUUUCUGGAGAUACUUGUGAGAAAGAUCCGUGCACUGAAAAGCCAUGCAAAAACGGAGGCAGUUGUCAGAUAGACAAAAAUUCUUUUAAAUGUAUGUGUCCUACACCAUUUUCUGGAGAUACUUGUGAGAAAGAUCCGUGCACUGAAAAGCCAUGCAAAAACGGAGGCAGUUGUCAGAUAGACAAAAAUUCUUUUAAAUGUAUGUGUCCUACACCAUUUUCUGGAGAUACUUGUGAGAAAGGUAUAAUUUAG